Prosopis cineraria is the source of this 1067-nucleotide messenger RNA. RefSeq names its product germin-like protein subfamily 3 member 2. NCBI's taxonomy places the organism in Eukaryota, Viridiplantae, Streptophyta, Magnoliopsida, Fabales, Fabaceae. Bases 135 to 812 code for a protein of 225 amino acids. Gene Ontology annotation, molecular function: manganese ion binding. The transcript has a single exon. The record is from RefSeq and is a predicted model, not a curated record. Gene Ontology annotation, cellular component: cell wall.
UCAUUCCAAGAGCGUAGUAUUCAUGUUGGAAAUGUAAAGCUACUCAGCAAAGUAUCUAUUUCAUUUCUAUAUAAGCCAGCUUGACUCUUACGUUCUUCAACAACCUCUAAGGAGAGCAGGGGAGAUCAGAUAAAAUGGGUUCAAAGCAGGUCUUCUGGUUUGCGAUUUUGUCCCUUCACUUGGCUAUCAUCUUGGCCUCUGAUCCUGAUCCCCUUCAAGACUUUUGUGUACCCAACCCAAGAUCUGCUGGUUUUAUCAGAUCAACAGUCCAUGGUAUGAUCACAAUUCCACCUUGCAAAAACUCCUCCGAGGUCACCACCGAUGACUUUGUCUUUUCCGGCAUGAAAGUUGCCGGGAACUUCUCGGACACUGGCCUAGCAGUGGUCUCUGCGAGUCCUGCUACCUUCCCCGGGCUCAACACUCUGGGAAUGUCAUUCGUGAGGGCAGACAUUGAAGUGGGAGGCAUUAAUCCGCCCCACUUUCAUCCGAGAGCCACCGAGAUAGCUUAUGUUGUAGAAGGAAGAGUUUAUUCAGGUUUCGUGGAUUCCAGCAACAGAGUGUUUGACAGAGUAUUGGAGCAAGGAGAGGUCAUAGUGUUUCCCAGAGGUUUGGUGCACUUCCUGAUGAAUGUUGGUGACAAGCCUGCUACGUUAUUUGGAAGUUUCAACAGUCAAAACCCUGGCUUGCAGAAGAUACCGUCAGCUGUAUUUGGUUCUGGGAUUGAUGGGAAGCUUUUACAGAAAGCUUUUGGAUUGACUCCAAAGCAGAUUGGCAGCAUGAGAAGAAAAUUUGAUCCCAAAGGGGCAAGGUAGAGCACAAGUAGUAGUGCAUAUGAUGUUGUCUGUUACUCGAGUUAUACGCUGAGGUUCAGUUUUCAUGGUUUGUUUGUCUGUCUGUUUCUUUUAGUUUCCUUCCCUUGUGAACCCAAUGUAGAUGACGAAUGGAGUGCUUCUUGGUUAUGUAAUAUAUCUAGAUCUAUGCUUCGCGAGGCAGCAAAUAGUCCCUUCCCCAAACCACACACAAGGGUUAAAGAAAAAGAAAUAUUGAUGUGUAAGUGGUGUUAAUCA